AUGGAGCCAUGGAGCGUGCUAUGGAGCAAUUGCAAAUCCAAGGAGGGUCGAGGAUCGCCUUUGCAGCAGACGGAUCGAGCCAAGGGCACGACACAGCACCAAGGCGGACAUGAUAUGCGCCAGCCCCGUCCCAAUCCCACCAUCAGCGUGGUGAGGGCGGUAUGGUGGGGCCCGCACCAAAAGGGCCCCCCUCUCCCAGCUGCCCCCUCCCCAUGCCAUCCGUUGCUCAAGUCAGCCGUAGGUGAGUGGCGUCGCGGCGAUUGCGACGCGUGCUGCAGGUCGAGGUCGUCGUCACAGUGGGUGUGGAUGGAUGCUGGGUGGAGGAGGGAUGGGUGGAUGGACAUGGACUGGGUAUGUAAGGCUGUGGUUGGGUAUGGACAGGCAUGGUACAUGGAGGUAAACGGCGGGGGCAGCGGAUGCCGCAAUGGCCGCUCCGGCUGCCCCCUGAGUGGUCGAGUGCCGUGCGCCACGCAUCAUGGACACGGCAUUGUCAUUUGCAGCAUGCAGUCAGUGUGCAGCCGACCGAGCGGCCGGCCGGUCCAGCCUGGAAGCCUGCUGCGACUGGUGCUGAUGGUGCUGGUUGCUGCGGCACAAGAGGCGGGCGCAUGGCGUCGCCACAUGAAGCGCGUCAGUGUCGUCAGCCCCACGUGUCGUCGACAGGGUCAGCCCUUCUCGCCCAUCGUGCCUUCCCUCUCUCCAAGCGCUUGGACCUGCACCACCCACAACUUCACACACACUCUUCCCUACACCGGUCCACAAACAAGCAACUUGGCCACCGAGAAAAAACAAUACCAUCCGGCCUUUGGGGUCUCCUGCAGGACCCCUUCUGUCGUCCUGCACACCAUCAUCUGCCCAUCACAUGUCUGCUGCCCAGGGCACCAAACGUCAUAUUCCAUCUGCCGUGCCAUGGCCACUAUCGACCCUUCUCCACUUUGUCUCACUCACCCAAGUCGCCGCCCGCGGACCGUCUCUGCGAACAAACUAACUGACUGGCCAGAGCCCUGA
Messenger RNA from Bipolaris zeicola 26-R-13, 1005 nucleotides. RefSeq lists its product as uncharacterized. NCBI's taxonomy places the organism in Eukaryota, Fungi, Ascomycota, Dothideomycetes, Pleosporales, Pleosporaceae. The coding region runs from base 1 to 1005 and encodes 334 amino acids. The transcript has 5 exons. The record is from RefSeq and is a predicted model, not a curated record.